This is a messenger RNA of Armigeres subalbatus, 1140 nucleotides long. RefSeq lists its product as uncharacterized. Gene Ontology annotation, molecular function: nucleic acid binding. The transcript has 2 exons. The coding region runs from base 1 to 1140 and encodes 379 amino acids. The record is from RefSeq and is a predicted model, not a curated record. Gene Ontology annotation, biological process: DNA integration. Lineage: Eukaryota; Metazoa; Arthropoda; Insecta; Diptera; Culicidae.
AUGGUGUCAGCUUUGGCUGCACUGAUCGAUUACACUAAAGAGUCAGACUAUGAUCAAGACAUGGAAAACACAAUUCGGUCUAUCCAAGAAACCGCUGCGAUUGACAUUUCGGAGGUUACUGUGGCUACUGAAAUUGAUGGUGAGCUGCAGGCCGUGAAAGAUGCGAUAAUGACGGAUAACUGGUCCUUAGUACAAGUUAAACAAUAUUCCGCAUUUCGUACUGAACUAUCGUAUGCGAACAACCUUGUCCUUAGGGGGUCGAAGUUAGUAAUUCCAGCAGUUUUGAGGAACAGAAUGUUGAUGCUAGCUCAUGAAGGGCAUCCAGGUCAAUCCACUAUGAAAAGACGUUUACGAGACCGAUGUUGGUGGCCAAACAUGGACCAAGAAGUAGUAAAGGCAUGUGAAAAAUGCGAAGGCUGCCGUUUGGUACAGAUUCCAGAUCCCCCAGAACCUAUGUCGCGUAGACCAUUGCCGGAUAAACCCUGGAUAGACAUUGCAAUCGAUUUCCUCGGUCCGCUGCCAUCUGGGGAGUACAUUUUGGUGGUAAUCGAUUAUUUCAGCAGACACGUUGAUGUUGAGAUAAUGACGAACAUUACUGCUAAGGAAACAAUAAAACGGCUGGAUAAAAUUUUUCGUAUUUGGGGUAUUCCACGUACUAUUACACUAGAUAACGCGAAGCAAUUUGUCGCAAUCGAAUUCGAUGAGUACUGUCGAAUGAAAGGAAUAAUCCGGAAUCAUACGUCACCGUAUUGGCCCCAGGCGAAUGGGGAGGUAGAACGCCAGAACCGCUCCCUUCUAAAGAGGCUGAAAAUCGCCAACGCAUUGUACGGCACCUGGCGUGCGGAGCUGGAUCGAUAUUUAGAUAUGUAUAACAAUACACCGCAUUCAACCACCGAUUUCUCUGAUCGAGAUAAAGCUCAGAAAUUUUUGGGAAAAGAACGAGAAGAUACCAAUCGUAGAGCAAAGCUAAGCGACAUCGCGAUUGGUGAUGUCGUUCUUAUGCGAAAUCUACAUCCUUCCAAUAAGCUCUCGACUAACUUCUUGAAAGAGAAGUUCCUGGUUGAACAUCGCAACGGUUCAAACAUUUCUGCAAAAUCAUUGGAAACAGGAAAUCAUUCGAAAGAAAUGUUUCUCAUUUGA